CCUUCCCUCCUGCAGGCAUGAACCUGGCCCACACCACUGUGCUCCUGUGGACGUGGGGGAGUCUCCAGGCCUUUGAAAUUGUGGAGAAGGAGAACAUUUUUCAGAGGACCUCUUGCCCGGCUUUCCUGAUGUUUGACAAUGCAGCCUACCUGGCCGACAUGAGCUUCGAGCUUCCCUGCCACUGCAAGCCAGAGGAGGUGUCUGCUGUCGUCUGGUACUACCAAAAGCACCUAGGUAGCGGCCACACCAAAGUGCUGACAGACUUCGAUGGGCGGGUGCUGACAGAGGAAGCCCAGGUGCGUGUGGGCAGUGACAUGCUGGUCCGCUUCAGCAUCCGCAUGUUCAGCCUGUUGGUUUUCCGGGCCCAGCCUGAGGACUCUGGCUUGUAUUUCUGUGGCACCCGCAAGGGGGACUACUUUUACGCUUACGAUGUGGACAUCCAGAGCAGUGAGGGAAUGGUGGCCACUUUCAAGGACCAGGGCCAGGAGCCCUUUGAAGACGAGUACCAUGGGAGCCUCCAUGUCUUCACCACCUUCUGGGAGUGGACCCCCUGUGACCGGUGCGGGGUGCGCGGGGAGCAGUGGCGCCUUGGCCUCUGCUACCUGCAGAGCCCAGACCUCUCCCCACGCUACCGCAAGACACUGCCUGACGUGGUGUCCUGUGGUUCGCGGGCUGUGCCAAGUAAGCUUCAGGCCAAGGCCAGGCACCACACACCUGAGCUGCUGGUUCGGAGCUGUAUGGUGCCCUGCGAGAAGAACAAGGUGGUCCGGGAGGGCAUAAUGGCCAUCUUCAACUAUGUGUCCAAAGUGGGCAGCCGGCCCUGGGUGCCCAAGGUGCCCAUUCAGUUCCACCAGCAGAGGCUGGGCCACGGACUCAUCAUCUCCUGUCCUGGGGCCCGGCCAGAGCAUGCUGUGGCCUGGGACAAGGACCACCAGUUCCUCUACCGCACACAGUACCUGAAGGGCGUCAACAGGUCCAUGAGGGUGUUCAUUGACCAUGGCAACCAUCUCCACAUCCGCUUUACCCAGCUGAGUGACCGGGGCAUCUACUAUUGCUGGCGGCAGGGGACGCGGGUCGCUGGGUUUCGACUGGGCGUGACAUCUCGAGGCCGCUACCGGGUCUCCUUCUCGGACCCUGAAACUCGCUCCGCCAUGGAACUCACACUGAUAGGCUACCUGCUCAUCACGGCAGUCUUUGUCACUGUUCACCUCUGUCGUUGCUGCUGUUACUUAUUUCGCUGUUGUCCCAAUUUCUCCCCUUAGGCUCUGUCUUCCCCAGCUCUGAAGACCAGUUGUGCUUAAAUGUGUUCGUUAAAUGAUACCAGAUGCCUCUGAGUGGGCAUCCUGGGCUGGGACGUGUGGCAAGGGGGUGUGGACAGAUCUGUUAGUUACAGCCUGCUGCCUAUUUUCACGGGCACGUCUAGAACCUGCUCUGGGAAGAGGGGAAGCCUGAGGCAGGUGGGAGAUGGCAGACUGAGGCCAGGAUGGAAGUAGCCGGGGUACAUGUGUCUUCUGACUUCAUGCUCAGAGAAGGAUGAAGGGGCCUAUUCACUGUUGAAGUGUUUGAGGUGCUUUAUUGUCUUGCCUUCAAGGAUUGCCAAGUGGGUGCUGAUUGAAUUGGGGGUAGCAGGGAGAGAAAAGAAGAAGAACAGGGGGGCCUAGUACCUGUCCUCUUUGCCUUCCUCCCGAGCCUCGCCCUGGGCCUGGCCGGUAGCAAUGGUGGGUUUGGCAAUAAAGGUAACAACUAGAAGAGAAGAAAUGGGUGAGGAAGGUGGAGGUCAAAUUCUGGGCUUUCCUGAGACACUGCACCCAGG
This is a messenger RNA of Diceros bicornis minor, 1813 nucleotides long. It is a transcript of the gene FAM187A, whose product is annotated as family with sequence similarity 187 member A. Bases 18 to 1262 code for a protein of 414 amino acids. Lineage: Eukaryota; Metazoa; Chordata; Mammalia; Perissodactyla; Rhinocerotidae. The record is from RefSeq and is a predicted model, not a curated record. The transcript has a single exon.